Ziziphus jujuba (common jujube) is the source of this 2313-nucleotide messenger RNA. RefSeq names its product calcium-transporting ATPase 12, plasma membrane-type-like. Gene Ontology annotation, molecular function: P-type calcium transporter activity; nucleotide binding. Lineage: Eukaryota; Viridiplantae; Streptophyta; Magnoliopsida; Rosales; Rhamnaceae. The transcript is spliced from 2 exons. Gene Ontology annotation, cellular component: intracellular membrane-bounded organelle. The record is from RefSeq and is a predicted model, not a curated record. The coding region runs from base 1 to 2313 and encodes 770 amino acids.
AUGGAUGCUGUUAUGUCCAACAAACAAAUCAAACACAAAAAGAUCAUGAACGUUGUGAAGGAGAAGGAUUUGGAAGGACUUAAUAAGCGGCUGAAAGGGAUUAAAGGUGUAGCAAAAACUCUCGAAACCGAUAUCAACAACGGAAUUGAUGAUGAUGAAAAGAAGAUUGCUCAACGACGUAAGAACUUCGGUUCAAACGCAUAUAAAAAGCCACCUCCAGAAGGUUUUUUACGUACCACAUGGCGACCUCUACAAGAAUUUGCCAUUUUGAACAAGUUGAUGAACAUUCUUGCUGCGCUUAUCCUUUUCCUCGCUGCCACUGCUGUCGGAAGCUACGUGCCCUCAGCUCACAAGUCUAAAGAAGUGAUGAUGGAUGGUCAUAAAAUAGAAGUUUUGAGAAGUGCUAGACGAAGGAAGAUUUCGACAUCGGAAAUCGUUGUUGGAGAUGUGGUUUGCUUGAAGAUGGGAGACAAAGUUCCAGCAGACGGCUUGUUCUUAAAAGGGCAGAAUCUGCAAGUAGAGGAUGGUGAGAGUGCAGACGCCGUACAAGUUAACGAGCAAAAUCCAUUUCUGUUCUCUGGAUCUCAAGUGGUUGAUGGUUAUGGAGGAUGCCAGAUGAUGGUCACUACAGUUGGAAUGAAGAAAAAGUGGUGCGAAAUUAUGAGUCAACACAGUCACGAUGGAAAAAGUGAUGAGGAGGAGGAAAUUCCCACAGUAGAAAAUCGAGUGAACCAGCUCAUUCGUUCCAUUCGUAACAAGCUUGCUCUACCAGUUGCUUUGAUAGGUUCCGCAGUCGUGCUCGUCAGAUACUUCACCGGGACCACCAAAGACAUUGAUGGAAAUCAGGAGUUCAUUGAUGGUCACACUACGCAUGGUGACUUUUUCGGUUCUUCAGUGCUGAAAUUUGUAGCAGCUGCUUUUGUCACCGUUGUGGUCGCGAUUCCAGAAAGCUUGCGGUUAUGCGUGCCGCUUACUGUUUUCUACUCCAAGAAGAGAAUGAUGGCUGACAUGGAAAUGGUGAGUGACCUCUCCGGUUGGGAGAAAAUGCCAUUCGUCACCACCAUUUGUACGGACAAAACAGGCACUCUCUCCGUGAACCAGAUGAAAGUCGAAACGUUUUGGGUGGGCAAGUACCGUUUGGUUAAUGAAGCUUACUUUUCGAAUGUUUCUGAUUCUCUUAAAAAUUUGUUGGAAGAGGGAAUCGCUCUGAAUACAAGUGGCAGUGUUAGAAAAAGUACUACUCCAACUGAUAAAGCAAUUCUUUCAUGGGCAGUUCAUGACUUGGAGAUGGAUAUGGGAGUGAAAAGCACGUGUAAAGUUGUUAAUCUGGCCGCUUUCGAUUCGCAGAAGAAAAGAAGUGGGGUUUUGAUGGAAAGGGAGGUAGACAAGACAGUCCACGUUCAUUGGAAAGGAGAAGCAGAGGUGAUUCUAGAAAUGUGUUCAAGCUACUACGAUAUUUCUGGGACCACCAGCGAAGAUCUCGGUGCUGAACAAAAAGCCGCAUUCCAACGAAACAUUCAAGUUAUGAAGGAGAGCAGCCUCCAGUGCAUCGCUUUUGCACACAUUGAAGAUCAAGCGGCUGAUGCUACCACUGGAGAUCAAACGGAUGGAAGUCGUCAAACGCUGAAAGAAGAUGGUCUGGUACUAUUAGCACUGGUGGGUAUCAACGAUCCAAGUCUUCCACAAAUGAAAUCAGUCGUGGAAGAUUGUCAGAAGGCCGGAAUAGAUGUCAAGAUGUUCACCGGCAACGAUGUUUCCAUGGCCAAAGACAUAGCCAGAGGGUGUGGAAUACUAACAGGUACUCCAAACCAGGAGGAGGGAGAAGUAAUAAAAGGUGAGCAGUUUCGAGUCUACUCUCCAAAUGAAAGAAAUGAAAAAGUUGACAAAAUCCGAGUCAUGGAAAACUCAUCUCCUGAUGAUAAACUCCUGAUGGUGAAAACCUUGAAGAAACGAGGUCACAUAGUUGCAGUCUGUGGUAAUGCCACAAAUGGUGAUGCAUGGGCAAUGAUAGAAGCUGAUGUGGGAAUCUCAAUGGGAAUCCGAGAAGGCACUGGCGCCGGUGGCAUCGGAGUUAGCAGCAAGAAGAUCUCCGAUAUUGUAAUCUUGGAUGGUAAUUUUGCAUCGGUGCUUAAAGUUGUGAGAUCGAGUAUUGGGAUUUACAACAACAUACAGAAAUUCAUACAGUUUCAGCUCACUCUCAAUCUUGCUACUCUUGCUCUCUUGCCACAGAGAAGCCCACUGAAGAACAGAUCAGAAACAGGAGGCCACUUAAUAGGGGUAGGAAAGAGAAAGUGCCACCACUCAUAUCCAUGA